AUGGUUUGGCUGACUAGGCCACAGGAGUAUAGUGCUAUUGCUGGCCUCCAUGGCUGUUUGCCGCCUCCUAGGCUUCGAAAUCAGAGACCCCUGGGUCUUGACCGCCUUGAGCAGAUCUUCAGAGCCAAUGCCGAAUCAAGACUUAUGGAGCUGUUUCUUUUCCACUUUCGCCAAACGGGAAAUACCCUUGAACAGGUAUUCUUAGGGACAAAGGCAUUUGGGACCAUCGACCCUGCAAACCUCGAAGUUAUACUAAGUUCGAAAAUCAAAGGUGAGCCUGCUUCCACAUCCGCCCACACAACGGAAGUUGACCCUUGGCCAGAUUUCAGCAUGGGCUUGAGGAGAGAGAUAACGUUUCCAAUGUUUGGGGACGGAAUUUUCACUCAAGAAGGCGCUGCAUGGAAACAGUCAAGAGACUUGCUCAGACCACAAUUUGCUCAUAAGCAGUAUGAAAACUUGGACGUUUUCCGGGAUUCUGUCGAUGACCUCCUCAAUGCCAUCCCAAGUUGCGGUGGUGUCAUCGACCUACAGCCGCUUUUCUUUCGCCUCACCCUCGACACCACGACCUCCUAUCUUUUUGGUGAAUCUGUACGAAGCCUCCGAACCCCCGAAUCAGUCGGCGAGAAGUCCUUUGCCGUUGCAUUCAACACUGCUCAAGCAUAUGUCGCCAAACGCUUCCGACUACUCGACUUGUACUGGUUGAUUGGCGGCAAGCCAUUCCGUGAAGCCUGCAGAAACGUGCACAAGUUUGCAGACCAGAUUAUCGACCGGAAUUUAUUGCAAAACGGGAAAAGCAUGAGAGCAGAUGAAGCCGAGUUUGUUUUCCUUGAUACAGUCGCAAAGGAUGUACCAGACCGAUGCGCGCUUCGAGGUCAGAUUAUAAACCUAUUAGUUGCAGGCCGUGAUACAACCGCUUGUCUUCUGUCAUGGACGCUGUAUGGUUUUAGUUUGGUCAGACACCCCAAGGUGCUCGAGAAGCUACGAUCAGAGAUCAGUCAUGCCUGCGACCGCGAGGCGGAAUUGAACCGAAACAGUCUUCGGACUCUUCGAUUGUAUCCAUCAGUGCCUGUGAAUGUCAGGACAGCCACGAGGACGACCAUUCUGCCUACAGGAGGCGGGCCGGACCGGAAAUCUCCCGUGCUGAUACCCAAAGGUGCUUCUGUUGCGUAUAGUGUCUACGCCAUGCAUCGAAGACCCGACCUCUACGGAAUGGACGCCGAGCUCUUCCGGCCCGAAAGAUGGGAUGAAGACAUGCCCUUGAACCAGGAUCUCACGAAUGCCAAAUGGGGCUAUCUUCCGUUCAAUGGUGGGCCACGGAUGUGUCUGGGCAUGGACUUUGCCGUGACUGAAGCUGCCUACACUAUUGUACGAUUGAUUCAGCGGUUCCCCACCAUCAGACUUCCUCCGGGUGAAGUGGUCGAGCAGACCGGAGUGGAAAGGCAGACCAUGACCCUCGUCAUGUCCAUUACCGAAGGUUGCAAGGUUGAAUUGGAGUGCUAG
Molecule: messenger RNA, 1500 nt
Organism: Fonsecaea monophora
Lineage: Eukaryota; Fungi; Ascomycota; Eurotiomycetes; Chaetothyriales; Herpotrichiellaceae
Exons: 4
Coding region: 1-1500 (499 amino acids)
Molecular function (GO): iron ion binding; oxidoreductase activity, acting on paired donors, with incorporation or reduction of molecular oxygen, reduced flavin or flavoprotein as one donor, and incorporation of one atom of oxygen; heme binding
Source: RefSeq, a predicted model, not a curated record